Molecule: messenger RNA, 2371 nt
Organism: Macadamia integrifolia
Lineage: Eukaryota; Viridiplantae; Streptophyta; Magnoliopsida; Proteales; Proteaceae
Exons: 1
Coding region: 28-1956 (642 amino acids)
Source: RefSeq, a predicted model, not a curated record
CAUUUCCAUAGCAUCAAACCAAUCAACAUGGCUUCUACCCAAUCGCUUAUCGGCCCUCCCGAAAUCCACCUUCCCACGUCAUCUUCAGCCGCUAAGCCAGAUUUAGCAACCUCCUGCAACCCUUUCAUCGAUGCCAUGGUGUCUAGCUUCAACAACAUUUCCCAUAAACCGCGGAUGGGGUUGACGGAAAACUACUCGCCCACCUUUUUAUCUACCGGCAACCCCUGCCUCGACUUCUUCUUCCAUGUCGUCCCUGAUACAUCACCGGAGAUUCUGAACCAAAGGUUAGAUUUGGCAUGGAGCCACAAUGAUUUAACCACUCUCAAGCUUAUCUGCAACUUGAGAGGUGUCAGAGGAACUGGCAAGUCGGACAAGGAGGGAUUCUACACAGCUGCUCUUUGGCUACACAAAAACCACCCUAAAACCCUUGCCUGCAACGUCAGGUGGUUUGCAGAUUUUGGUUACUUCAAGGAUUUUCCGGAGAUUCUCUACAGACUCAUGCAAGGAGCUGAUGUUCGGAGAAUCGUGAAGGAGGGGAGACCGAACAAAGUACGGAAAUCGGGGAGGUCGAGGCGGUUCUUAAAGGAAAAAAAGUCGAAGACAGGGAAGGAGGAAACUAGACAGAAAAUUGAAGCUAAACACUUGGUGCCGCGGGAGGAGAGGAUAGCGGCUGCAAUGGAGAAGGUCAUGAUUCAGAAGGACAACGCCAGAGAUUUGAGGAAGAAGAAAGUCGUCUCCAUGGCAAAGAAGGCUGUCGAGAGAUAUAGCCGUGAUCCAGACUACCGAUUUUUACACGAUCGGGUCUCAGAUGUCUUCGCUGAGCUCUUGGUAGGCGAUCUUCAGUUCUUGAAGUCUGGAAAACUCGGUAAUAUAAGCCUUGCAGCUAAGUGGUGUCCCUCUCUUGAUUCUUCUUUCGAUCGAUCAAUUCUCCUGUGUGAAAGCAUCGCGAGGAGAGUCUUUCCGCGCGAAUCUUACCCAGAAUACGAAGGGAUCGAAGAAGCUCACUAUGCCUAUCAAAUCCGCGAUCGUCUCCGGAAGGAUUAUCUCGUCCCACUCCGCAAAGCCCUUGAGUUGCCGGAGGUUUACAUGUCUGCAAAUUUGUGGAAUUCCCUCCCGUACAAUCGUGUUGCCUCGGUUGCCAUGAAAAGCUAUAAGAAGCAUUUCCAGAAACAUGACAAGGAGCGGUUCCAGGAAUACCUCGACAGUGUGGAGCGCGGAGAAGCCAAAAUUGCUGCCGGAGCGUUACUGCCGCACGAGAUCAUAGCAUCCUUAAAUGAUGAAGGCGGCAGCCAAGUUGCAGAGCUUCAGUGGCAGAGAAUGGUGGACGAUCUGUCAAAAAAGGGGAAAUUAAAGAACUGCAUUGCGGUCUGCGAUGUCUCUGGAAGCAUGUUUGGGACGCCAAUGGAAGUCUGUGUUGCACUGGGACUAUUAAUCUCGGAGAUGAGUGAAGAGCCAUGGAAAGGGAAAGUAAUCACCUUCAGCGCUAAUCCACAGCUUCACAUGAUCGAAGGAAGUGAUCUUCAAUCGAAGAUUCAGUUCAUUAGAAAAAUGGAUUGGGGAAUGAACACGAAUUUUCAGCGAGUGUUCGAUAAAAUACUACAAGUGGCGCUUGAAGGGAAGCUAAAAGAGGAACAAUUGAUAAAGAGAGUCAUUGUGUUUAGCGAUAUGGAGUUCGACCAGGCAUCGGGGAACAAGUGGGAGACGGACUAUGAAGCUAUACAGAGAAAAUUCGAGGAAAAUGGGUACGCAUCGGUGCCGGAGAUCGUGUUCUGGAACUUAAGGGACUCGCGAGCGACACCGGUACCGAGCAACCAAAGUGGUGUGGCUCUGGUGAGUGGAUUUUCCAAAAAUCUGGUGACCCUGUUCUUGGAGGGUGAUGGGUUGGUGAAUCCAAACGCGGUGAUGGAACUCGCCAUCUCUGGCGAAGAAUACCAGAAACUCAUCGUUUUGGAUUGAUGUUUCAUGACCUAAACUGUCAUCUAUGCAGCAGAAUUAAAAGGAAAAAAAAAAAAUCCAUGUUUUCUUUGUCUGGAAUUUUUGCCCAGUUUGGAAGAUUGAUUUAGCAUAAAAUUUUGAUGGCAAUGUAAAUGAGAUUUUUCCUGAGGUUUUGAUGAUAGCAGACGCGUGGCAUCUCAGUUGGUGAGCAAGAACUUAGUACUCAUUCCAAGAAUCACCUAACGCAGAUACAUAAUCUUAUCUGCUGCUGGGGAUGGCAAGUGAUCUAGAAGAACCAGAAGGAAAAGCAAGCACAAGGAAGAAACUGAUUACCCAAGCCUUGAUUAUUACUUCUUCCUAAAGAUAAAGAUCUCUUCAUAUCUCUGAUAAAGAACAAUUUUCAGUCUUAUAUCAUAUACCUGGAUUGUUACUUUUU